Carassius carassius (crucian carp) is the source of this 1311-nucleotide messenger RNA. Its product is annotated as KH homology domain-containing protein 4-like. Bases 136 to 1311 code for a protein of 391 amino acids. The record is from RefSeq and is a predicted model, not a curated record. Gene Ontology annotation, molecular function: RNA binding. Gene Ontology annotation, cellular component: nucleus. Lineage: Eukaryota; Metazoa; Chordata; Actinopteri; Cypriniformes; Cyprinidae. The transcript has 9 exons.
CUCCGCUGAACACACUACAAGCGGCAGAAGAACAGAUGUGUCACGUGACUUCCGCUUGAGGCCUCACGCUGUGUGUCUGUGAGAUUGUAAAUCGAUGAGCAAACUUUGGGUUUAAAGCUGCACUUCAGCGUCGUGAUGGCGUCUGGAUCACCGUGUGUGAACAGCAGAUGGGAUCGUCCUACAGCAGACAGCGGCUCUGUCUCUUCUCCCACAGAUGCGUCUGCAGCUCCGCGGGGGGGUGUGGAGAUGGCGGCGGCGAUGGCGGCCAAAAUAAACGCCAUGCUGAUGGCCAAAGGCAAACUGAAACCACUGCAGCCGCUGCCCAGUAAAGCGCCUCCAGCACUUCCUGUCUCCGCUGAUGAGCUCAUCGUGGCUGAAGUCGACAUAAACGACGUGCCGAUGGAGUGCAGGGAUCUGCUGACCAAAGGCAAAACUCAGGACGAGAUCGGGCAGCUGAGCGGCGCAGUGGUGUCCACUAAAGGCCUUUACAUGAGCGACACGGACAGCAGCGCAGGAGCGGCUAGACCGCUGUAUCUUCAUGUUCAGGGCCGCCGUCAGGAGCAAGUCAACAAGGCAGUGGCCAGGAUAAAGGAGAUCAUCUCUGAGGACGUCCUGCGCUCGUCGGGUGGACAGCAGCCCGCUGUGAUGCCCACUGUCCCGGUGUACCGUCAGACCGUCCCGUCUGCUGCCCGCGCUCCCGCCGUCCCUGGACACAAACCGGCCCCGCCGCACACCGGGAGUUUUGUGCACACUAAGAUAUUUGUAGGCCUGGAGCAGUCGCAGGCGUCCUGUAACGUGAGAGAGCGUGUGGAGGGACCGUCCGGCUCGUACCUGCAGCACAUUCAGUCAGAGACCGGCGCUCGUGUGUUCCUGCGAGGCCGAGGCUCCGGAUACAUCGAGCAGGCGUCCCGCCGCGAGUCCUUCGAGCCGCUCUAUCUGUACAUCAGCCACCCGAACGCUGCAGGACUGGACGCGGCCAAGAAGCUGUGCGAGAGUCUCCUGGACACGGUGCGGGCGGAUCACUCGAGGAUGGUGUCAUCGUAUCCCUCCACAGCUCCUGCUCCAGGUGUGUGUUCUUCUGCUCCAGGUGUGUGUUGUUCUGCUCCAGGUGUGUGUUGUUCUGCUCCAGGUGUGUGUUGUUCUGCUCCAGGUGUGUGUUGUUCUGCUCCAGGUGUGUGUUGUUCUGCUCCAGGUGUGUGUUGUUCUGCUCCAGGUGUGUGUUGUUCUGCUCCAGGUGUGUGUUGUUCUGCUCCAGGUGUGUGUUGUUCUGCUUUGAGCCGAUGCUUGUGUUCUGAACUGAUCACACACUGA